This is a messenger RNA of Pararge aegeria (speckled wood butterfly), 1063 nucleotides long. RefSeq names its product ferritin light chain (gene Fer2LCH). Bases 342 to 1031 code for a protein of 229 amino acids. Gene Ontology annotation, biological process: iron ion transport; intracellular iron ion homeostasis. The transcript has 5 exons. Gene Ontology annotation, cellular component: cytoplasm. Gene Ontology annotation, molecular function: ferrous iron binding; ferric iron binding. NCBI's taxonomy places the organism in Eukaryota, Metazoa, Arthropoda, Insecta, Lepidoptera, Nymphalidae. The record is from RefSeq and is a predicted model, not a curated record.
AUUUGUUUAAUGCUAAUUUCCUUUGUUCCUGUGCACUUUUCGGUAAAUUAGUUCCAAGAACUGGUCACACAGCGUUUAGUAGCGAAGUUCACGGGGAGAUAAAAUUAAAGUACCUUUGUAUUCGGUCGCUGUCAGUCGGUAAACUACGCGGAAAAGCAGUGAUAAAGCACUAAUAUACUUUGUUUUGUCUCUUCGGAGAGUUUAUUACAUCGGGUUCUUCGUAUUGGAAGUCGCCUUCUGCGCCAGUGUGUGUAAAGGCUGCACUUUUGACGGAGCUAUCUAUCACAUUUGCAAUUCUAUUCUGAAUAUUUUGUUUCGAACAUCGCAUUAAAUUAAGAACGAUGAAGGCUGUGAUCGCUUUUGCAUGCCUCCUGGCUGCGUCUGCCGCUGCGGAUGUGUGCUACAACGAAGUCUCCAUGGAAUGUGGCCGGGCCACCAGCAGCCUAGCGCUGCCUAGCUGUAACGCCGUCUAUGGCAACUUCGGUCGCCAAGGCAACGUUGCGAACGAGAUGCAGGCGUACGCAAACUUGCACCUGCGCAGGUCAUACGAGUUCCUGCUGUCGUCCGCGUACUACAAUAACUAUCAGACAAACAGACCCGGCUUCAGCAAGCUUUUCAGGAAACUAGCAGAUGACUCCUGGGCCAAAACUGUCGAGAUUAUAAAGCAUGUCACUAAGAGAGGUGGCACCAUGGACUUCCACAGCCGUAGUACACAGGAGGCCGUUGAAGAAAGGAACAACACCAUCGAGCUACAAGAGCUGGAAUCCCUCGCUAGGUCUCUCGACAUACAGAAGGAGCUGGCGGAGCGUGCCUUCUUCAUCCACCAGGAGGCCACCAGAAACAAUCACAAGACUCACGACCCUGAGAUCGCACAGUACCUAGAGGAAGAGUUCAUUGAAGACCACGCCAAGACCAUCAGGGAUCUGGCCGGCCACACCUCCGACUUGAAACAGUUCAUCACCAACAACGAGGGCAAGGACCUUUCAAUCUCCCUCUUCCUCUUCGACGAGUACCUACAAAAAAUUGCUUAAACAAUGCUCAAAAAUAAAUUUUCAAAAUUCUC